AUGUGUGAAUAUUCCGAAGACCGAUUACAAGAGAUGAUCGAUGUCAAGAUCAAGCUCAACCGUGAGUGGUUUAGCGAUAAUAUUGAAGGAGAUAUCCUUGUUGAGAUUAAACCAACGUGCAAAGCAAAAAUUCGUGUUAAAGAUAUUACGCUAUUUCUACAAGGUUUAGAGAAAUUGGAAUAUCAGGUGGAAGAGAAUAGAAAGUUGGUAUGGAAAACGGAGGAAAACAAGGCUUUGCAGCAGGAAAUUUCAAUUGCAGGAGAUGGCAACCUUCCAAAAGGUUCUUAUGUUUAUUCCUUCUCGGAACGGCUUCCUAACGGUUUACCUGGAUCUUUCUUUGAAGAGACAACUCAUCUUGGAAAGCAGAUUAAGGCCAGAAUCUCAUACUUCGCUUCAUGCGUUGUGGAGCUACUAAUUAAUAGGGAAAAAGAGUCACAAUUUGUGACUAUUCAUCAACAAUUUGAGGUGUUUGAAAAAGUUGGAGACAAAAUAGCAAAAAAUUUAUUUGCAAGUAGAAUUAAUCAAUCCUGUGGGUUAUUAUGGAAAAUAUCAAGUCAAAAAGAUAUUUUCUGUAGGAAAGAGGCAUGUAGAUUUUAUUCAGAAAUUGUGAACGAAGGACAAAUGAGCGUCUCAAAUAUUGAUGUUAAAUUAUUCCAAGUACUCUACUUGAAAACUCCAAAUAAUAUAGGUGGUACACCUGACAGAAUAAUGAUGGAAAUCUGCAAAAAGAAUUAUACUGGAGUAUUGGCUAGAUGUAAAGACAUGAGAAAUAUUACAUUUGUACUCAGCCCUACCCUGCCAAAUUAUUUUUUAUAUCCUCAAACAACGAAUGGAACAUUAAUUAGAACAGAAUUCAUAUUACGAUUUUCUCUUGACAAUUUGGUAGACAUUAAUGUACCUAUUCAAAUUGUUUUCAAACAAGAUAUUCAUGUCAGGCCUCAAAAUAGAGGAAGCGUAAUUCUUUCGGACAACGUUAAAUCCAACAACAGAAAGUCAAAAAGUUUUUAUGGAGAAAUUGAAGAUUAUGAAACAGAUCACUUCAAAAACCCAAAGGAAGAUGAUCACUAUCAUGAAGUGGUGAGCUUAGAAAAGAAGACAGGUUGUUGUACCUUGCUAUAA
This is a messenger RNA of Naegleria lovaniensis, 1119 nucleotides long. RefSeq lists its product as uncharacterized. The coding region runs from base 1 to 1119 and encodes 372 amino acids. The record is from RefSeq and is a predicted model, not a curated record. The transcript has a single exon. Lineage: Eukaryota; Heterolobosea; Eutetramitea; Acrasida; Naegleriidae.